Bradysia coprophila is the source of this 808-nucleotide messenger RNA. RefSeq names its product RPA-interacting protein alpha (gene Ripalpha). Gene Ontology annotation, cellular component: nucleus. Gene Ontology annotation, biological process: protein import into nucleus. Lineage: Eukaryota; Metazoa; Arthropoda; Insecta; Diptera; Sciaridae. The record is from RefSeq and is a predicted model, not a curated record.
UAAGAAUAUACAUACUGUAAACACUGCAACUGUACUGACACAAAAUUCGGUUUUCUAUUUGUAAUAGUUACGUUAAAAAUUCCGACAAAAAAUUGUGAUUUAAACCAAAAACGAAACGAUGACAACCACAUCGAUAGCUCAAAAGAUAAAAGAGAGGAAUACCGCUCGUCAAUUAAGAUUCGGUUCUCCAAAAUUACGUGACCAUUUGCGACAGAAAUGCCGAAGCAGAAUAAAGGAAUCCCGUGUGAUGUCAUUCGAUAACAACAGAGCAUUCGAAAAUGACUUCUUAUCCCGUAUUGUAAAAGACGAACUCCGAGAAAUGGACAUUGACAUUGAGCUGCAAACGCAAUUUUAUGCAGAAAUCGAACAGGAGAUCUUACAAUGGACAAUUGAAGAAUUCGAACGAGAAAAUGAUUACCUCCUCAACGAUAGGCCAACAUUUUUCUGUCCUUUUUGUCAAAAGUCCGAACUGAAUUUCCAUUCGGCCGAUGUGGAUCAGAUGUCGUGCCAGAGAUGUGGCAUUCGCUUCAAGUGCCUCGGAACACCCGACCAAUUCCAUGAACUUUUCCAACGACGGCUGGUACAGCACGAGUUGAUAUGCGAUGAAAAUUUGAACUUUUUCGUCGAACCAAUUGCACCGAACGCAGCCGUCCAGGGACUGAAUGCCAUUUGUAUGGAAUGUGAUUUUUACGCGAAACUCUAUUGAGAUUCUGCCGGCAAGCCGGCGUUUCGCUUGUGUGUACAUAGCCGUAAAUAAUAAGACUUGAAAAUUGUAAAUUUUCUAAAUGAACGACAUGAAAAACAAAAA